Pimephales promelas (fathead minnow) is the source of this 2261-nucleotide messenger RNA. It is a transcript of the gene oxtra, whose product is annotated as oxytocin receptor a. Gene Ontology annotation, biological process: G protein-coupled receptor signaling pathway; maternal process involved in parturition; cellular response to hormone stimulus. The record is from RefSeq and is a predicted model, not a curated record. Gene Ontology annotation, molecular function: vasopressin receptor activity; peptide binding; oxytocin receptor activity. Gene Ontology annotation, cellular component: plasma membrane. NCBI's taxonomy places the organism in Eukaryota, Metazoa, Chordata, Actinopteri, Cypriniformes, Leuciscidae.
AGGUAUGUUUGGGUAAGGAGAGCCAUUGAGAAGAUGUAUAAGUGGUGAUAUCGUGACGCGCUCCAUUCAGUGCGAGCCGAGUGAGAGCAAAGGAGGUUCUCCACAUCUGGACUCUGCUUUACACCAAAAUGCACAAUAAUUUUCACAGUAAAGGUUGAGAACAACUGAGGGAUCAUCACCGAGCAGCAAAGGGCUUUCCCUGUUCCCUGAGAUCCUCAUAGUGCCAAAGAUGAAAGGCUGCCUAUACUGGCUAAUUAUGCGCAAGGAAAAAUAAUCAGUUCUCUGACAUUUGUGGAGAAGAAGGUGUGCGCUUUUGGCACCAUGGAGGACAUCAUUUGGUCUUUCAAUGAGACAACUAGAAACUCCAGCGUCACCAAUGAAACUUACGGCGUGAACCCCCUGAAGCGGAACGAAGAGGUUGCAAAAGUGGAAGUUACUGUACUGUCUUUGGUGCUCUUCCUGGCACUCGCCGGUAACCUUUGCGUCCUUAUUGCAAUCCACACCGCCAAGCACAGUCAAUCUCGCAUGUAUUACUUCAUGAAGCACCUCAGCAUCGCAGACUUGGUCGUGGCUGUCUUCCAGGUUCUUCCUCAGCUCAUCUGGGACAUCACAUUUCGCUUUUAUGGGCCAGACAUACUGUGCAGGUUGGUGAAAUAUCUUCAGACCGUUGGGAUGUUCGCCUCAACGUACAUGCUGGUCUUGAUGUCCAUAGACAGAUGUAUGGCAAUCUGUCAGCCACUCCGUUCUUUACACAAGCGAAAGGACCGUUGUUACGUGAUUUGUUCGUGGGCACUGAGCUUACUUUUUAGCAUCCCACAGGUUUAUAUUUUCUCCUUACGUGAGGUGGGUCCAGGAGUAUAUGAUUGCUGGGGAGAUUUCGUGCAGCCAUGGGGAGCGAAAGCCUACAUUACAUGGAUUAGUCUGACAAUAUACAUCAUACCAGUGACCAUUCUGAGUGUCUGCUACGGACUUAUAAGCUUUAAAAUAUGGCAAAACUUUAAAAGGAAGACGAAGAAGGAGCCGUGUAUCACUCUCACAACCAAAGCGUCGAAAAGCAGCGCGCUCACGCGGGUCAGCAGCGUCAAACUUAUUUCCAAGGCCAAAAUCACCACUGUUAAAAUGACCUUUGUCAUCGUACUGGCUUAUAUAGUGUGCUGGACUCCGUUUUUCUCCGUACAGAUGUGGUCAGCAUGGGAUCCUGAAGCACCAAGGGAAGCAAUGCCCUUUAUCAUCUCCAUGCUGCUGGCCAGUCUGAACAGCUGCUGUAACCCCUGGAUCUACAUGUUUUUUGCUGGCCAUCUCUUCCAUGACCUUAAGCAGAACCUGCUUUGCUGUUCCACGCUCUAUCUGAAGUCCUCUCAAUGCCGCUAUGAUCCGGAGCAAGAUUCCCGUAAGAGCAACUCCUCCACCUAUGUCAUCAAAAGUACCAGCAGCCAGCGGAGUAUCACCCAGACCUCCGUCACAUAAACCAGAUGUACCUCAAAGCCUUUUGUUUGCUUCACAAUUUGAAAGUCAGAUGAAGGACAAGAAAGCUAAAAUGUAAAGCCACACAAGACUGCAGUGCAAGCUAAAUGUCACACUCGGUUUCCUUCGGCUGUGUUUUCGUUUGGGAAUCAUUCAGAAUGUCACUUUAAUUACUCCACUUCUUUUCCGCCCGUAUUCUUAUCUCUGAGGACAUUGAGCAUGCACAGUCUUUAGUUCCUUACCUUCAUGUAUUGUGUUUCUAAACAUUACAGAGGGAUCGUUGUUCGAUUCUGACCAUGUUUAUGUCUAGUCACACGUCUUCGUCGUUUUAAUUGCUAUCUAGUUGUGCAUACACAUUCCGUUUGGCCACAUGAAUGUGUCUUGGUGCUGGGCACCAACAUUUGCGGUGCUUGAUGUAGGCCUAGCUCAUGAAAGCAGGAUGUGGGGGAAUUAGCUCUGAUGAUUUUGGGACAAAACAUAACAGCUGUUAUGUGCCGCAUAAAAUCUUCGUUCACUGACACAGAUCUGUUUAGGAGGAGCAAAGUUUGCACACAGCUAGAUGGAUUUACACUUGGCCGGUUCUCAAGCCACCAGAUCGGAUUUCUGUCGGUCUUAAAUGUGUCUUUGAGUGUCCAAGUGUAAAUACCCCCGAUGUGAUGUAAACAUGUAAAAACCCCUGAACCUUUUCCUGAAAAAAAUGACAUCUAUCACUCAACCUUAUGGUUAAGAAAAAAAAAGGAAAGAAAAGCAUUGAAAAGUAAUAACUUUUUCACUACCUGUUGACACUUUGUACUGAA